This is a messenger RNA of Xenopus laevis (African clawed frog), 1915 nucleotides long. RefSeq names its product calcium release activated channel regulator 2B S homeolog (gene cracr2b.S). Bases 271 to 1572 code for a protein of 433 amino acids. The transcript has 10 exons. NCBI's taxonomy places the organism in Eukaryota, Metazoa, Chordata, Amphibia, Anura, Pipidae. The record is from RefSeq and is a predicted model, not a curated record. Gene Ontology annotation, cellular component: trans-Golgi network membrane. Gene Ontology annotation, molecular function: calcium ion binding.
AUCCCUGUGUAAUGUAACUGCCUCUUCUCAGCUCACGGGGGGAGCUGCUUGCUCUGAAGCUCUGGCAUACUUUGCCUUUAUUUGGGCUCAUGCUGGCAUAUAUCUGGGCUCUGUCACUGGGCAUAACACCUGCACACCGUGGGUCUGAUUGCAAGCUCUGCAGGCUAUGAGCAUACCUUCCACAUGCCUUGUGCUGGAUAUAAGUGUGAAAUACAUCCCUCUGCCUUCAGAGAACUCUAAUGACUAUUUGUGCUUUAUGUGUGUGAGUAAAUGUCACCUUUAUCCUUUCCAUGUCUCCAUAGAAGAAGGGCGCACACCCUUUGGGCAGCCGGGAGCUCCUUUCCCAGGAACAUGGAGCACUUAGGGUCUCAAAGGAGGAUGUCCCCCAGUGCGAGGGCGAGAAUAAGACAAAGAAAAGGCCAAAGAACCCCACCUUCGCCCCUCAUUGCUGAGCCAGAUGAAAUGAUGGGGAAAGCUCAUGAACUCUUCCAGUUUUGUGACAAAGAAGACAAGGGGUUGAUCACCAAACGAGAUCUGCAGCGGCUGCAGAAUGAUCUGCCCCUCACACCGGAGCAAUUAGAAGCUGUGUUUGAUAGUCUGGACCAAAGCAACAAUGGCUACCUCACUCCUGUGGAGUUCAGUAUGGGACUUGGGAAGCUACUGGGGGUAAAUAUUUCCCAUGAAGAAGAAAAUGAGAGUUCUAUGAUGGAAGAGACCUUUGAGUCUGGUUGGUCAGAUGGAGCUGAUGAGGAGGACGAUGCAGAAGAGAUGCUGUUCAGUGCAACCAUGGAGCACCUUGGUGCAUCACAGAUAUUCCACCAACAUAAAGAGAUCCGGGAUCUGUGGAGCCGUCUUCGUAAUGAACGCCCAGAGCUUCUAUCACAUUUUGAGGAAUUUCUUUAUCGGGUUUCCUCCUAUAUCCAGGAUGUGCAUCAUGAAAAAGACACUUUGGAGCAGGCACUAAAAAGAAAAGAGACAGACCAUGGGCGGGAGGUGAGAUGUUUAUAUGAGGAGAUGGAGCAGCAGAUCAAGAUAGAGAGAGAACGGCUGCUUAAGAAGGAUUCCUCCAGGGAACAUGACAGACACAGAGCUCUGCGGAGGGACCUUGUCAGAAAGGAGCAGGAGCUUGAGGGCCUUGUCCUGCGGCAGAAACAGCUCGAACAUCAGUUGCGGUCGUUGAACAGUGAACAGCUGCAGACGCGAGUUCAAAAUGACCAACUAAGGCAACUAAAUGGCGACCUGAUGGAGCAACUGGAGAAAACCAAGAGCGAACUAGAGAGAUCCCAUGGAAAUCUGGAGAGACUGAGAAGACAGGAGCAAGAGGUAGAGGAAGGCAAGAAAAGGGAUGUAUUUAAAGUCUCCAGGAAUAUGCAGAAAGAGAAACAGAGCCUCCUGCGACAACUUGAACUCCUCAGGGACAUUAACAAGAAGUUACGGGAUGAAAAGGACAUGUUUGAAGCCAUGAAGUUAAAUCCAUCAAAGCAAUCCCUUAGUGAUCCCGUACCCCUUCCAGGCUGCUGCUGCUGCUGCUCUUAUUACUCAUUACUUCUGUCUUGUCAUUCAUGUCACUGAUGGGGCCCAACCUCUCACUCUGUAUAUAAAGAUUUAUAGUAUAUUUUACCUUAUUUUUAUAUCCGGGAGCAUCAAGCUGUGUGUGUCGCCUACUGCUCGACUACAGCUUCCAACAUACACAGGGGAUGCUGGGAAAUGUAGUCCAGAAGCAAAGUCACACCGUGUAUGUAUAUAUUAAUAUGUAUAUAGGUUCUGUCUGUACUCGAGUAUUGACUAUAUUUAAUGGGUUAUUUAUCAAAGUCCGCAUUUAUCUCGAUAUCGGCUGCUACAAACUCCGAUCUAACCCGCUCGGGUUUUUAACGGUUAUUUAUUAUUACAUUUUCCCGAAAAUGACAUUUGCGGG